Messenger RNA from Lemur catta (Ring-tailed lemur), 1722 nucleotides. RefSeq names its product olfactory receptor 2AT4. Gene Ontology annotation, cellular component: membrane. Gene Ontology annotation, molecular function: G protein-coupled receptor activity; olfactory receptor activity. The record is from RefSeq and is a predicted model, not a curated record. Gene Ontology annotation, biological process: G protein-coupled receptor signaling pathway. NCBI's taxonomy places the organism in Eukaryota, Metazoa, Chordata, Mammalia, Primates, Lemuridae. The coding region runs from base 700 to 1665 and encodes 321 amino acids. The transcript is spliced from 2 exons.
CAAGGCCAAGUGUGACAAUGCCACAGAAGACACCAAAGUGGACCAGGCUUGGCAGGAGCAGAAGUCCAGACACCUAGCUUAAAUGGAGUCAGGAAGAACCACUACUCAAGGCAUACAAGAAAGAAAGAAGCUUAAUAGAUAUGUGAGCAGCAGCAUAUUACAGAAAAUCUUGGAGAAAGCAACCCCUCCAAAACAACAUGGUGGAACUUUGGGUGCAAAAGUAGAGACAUGUGCUUAAGGACUUGACUUAAGAGAUCUGACAUCAUCCCAAACCACAGAGCAUGAAACCUAAGAAGAGGACCAGAAGAAGUCUUUCCAAAGCAUUUUCACAAUCAUAAUUCAAUAAUCAACUGUUUAGAUCUGAUAUUCCCAGUAAAAUGAAAACUCUAGGAAGACAGGAACAUUUCCUGCCUUCUUUACUUUCAACAGUUUAUCACCUACACAAAGCAUAAAGACAUCCAUUUGGUAGGUUUUUACUAAUUAAUAUUUCACAAAUUUGGGAAUCAAAUGGUAAAAGUCAAUACCACAGCCCACCAUCAGUCCUCUAGAGUUGGCUGUAAAUAAUUGUGCUUAUAUUAACUGUAAGGUAAACGUUAUAGAAUUAUCACUGCAGAAUACUUUGUUUCUAUAGUUUCCAAAUGUUCCCAGUGUCCAGAUGAUCCAGCUGCCCAUCUCCCAGAAAUCUAGCUCUAUCUCACUAUGGAGGCCACAACCUGUAAUGGAUCAGUGGACAGCUCACCCAUCUUCUACCUAGUGGGCAUCCCCUCUCUGCCAGAGUCCCUCUUCCUCCCUGUGUUUUUUAUUUUCCUCCUCUUCUACCUUCUCAUCCUUAUGGGUAAUGCCCUGAUCCUGGUGGCUGUGGUGACAGAGCCCAGCCUCCACAAGCCCAUGUACUUCUUCCUGAUCAACCUCUCUGCCCUGGACAUCCUUUUCACUACAACCACUGUCCCAAAGAUGCUGUCCCUAUUCUUGCUUGGGGACCAUUUCCUAAUCUUUCCCUCCUGCUUAUUGCAGAUGUACCUCUUCCAAAGUUUUACAUGCUCUGAAGCCUUCAUCCUGGUGGUCAUGGCCUAUGACCGCUAUGUGGCUAUCUGCCGCCCACUGCACUACCCUGUCCACAUGACCCCACAGACCAAUGCUAUGCUGGCAGCCAGUGCCUGGCUCACCGCCCUCCUCCUGCCCAUCCCAGCAGUAGUAAAGACCUCCCAGAUGGCAUAUAACAGCAUCGCCUACAUCUACCACUGCUUCUGUGAUCAUCUGGCUCUGGUCCAGUCCUCCUGCUCUGAUACCACCCCCCAAACUCUCAUGGGCUUCUGCAUUGCCAUGGUGGUGUCCUCCCUCCCCCUUCUCCUGGUGCUCCUCUCCUACGCCCAUAUUCUGGCCUCAGUGCUUCGCAUCAGCUCCCGAGAAGGACGGUCCAAAGCCUUCUCCACGUGCAGCUCCCACCUCCUGGUGGUGGGCACCUACUACUCAUCCAUUGCCAUCGCCUAUGUAGCCUACAGGGCUGACCUGCCCCUUGACUUCCACAUCAUGGGCAAUGUAGCGUACGCAAUUCUCACACCAAUCCUCAACCCCCUCAUUUACACCCUGAGAAACAAGGAUGUAAAGGCCGCCAUUACCAAAAUAGUAUGUCUCAAGAACCCAGGCUGUGACAGGGGCAUUUGACCUCUCAUGCAGCUAAUUCUAUUCCCAGGACACCAAAUAACGGUGCUUAGAACGGAG